Molecule: messenger RNA, 438 nt
Organism: Sphaerodactylus townsendi
Lineage: Eukaryota; Metazoa; Chordata; Lepidosauria; Squamata; Sphaerodactylidae
Product: ventricular natriuretic peptide-like
Exons: 3
Coding region: 1-438 (145 amino acids)
Biological process (GO): cGMP biosynthetic process; neuropeptide signaling pathway; negative regulation of systemic arterial blood pressure
Cellular component (GO): extracellular region; cytoplasm; nucleus
Molecular function (GO): hormone receptor binding; hormone activity
Source: RefSeq, a predicted model, not a curated record
AUGACUGGCAGCAUCACCCUGGGCUGCUGCUGGUCCCUUCUGCUCCUGCUGUGCUUGCAAGGUCUGCUGGGCUCAGCCCAUCCAGUGACCUGGAACCCCCCCAGCCAGGAGCUACAAUCCCUGCAGGACCUUCUGGAGAGGCUGAAGGAGAAGUUUCCAGAAGGAGAAAAGGACCCUUUGGAACUCGAAGCCUCUGACUACGGGGCAGACCCUGCAGACGACGACACAGACUUUGACCUCCUACUCAGCCUGCUUGAUCUUCAGAGCCCUCUCAAGCAGGCCGAGAUGGAGGAGCAGUGGAGAACAUUCCUUGCUUCUCCAAAGCGGAGGCACCAUUUCUCCGGGUGCUUUGGGACCAGACUGGAGCGGAUCGGAUCCCGGACGGGACUCGGGUGCAAUUUCUUCAAAGCCCGUUCUCGGAGGAAACCCAGGAGUUGA